AUGGAACCACUGAAGAUGGAAAAUGGUUAUUUCAUCCCUAUUCUUGGACUUGGAACAUGGAAUAGCCCACCUGGUGAAGUUGGUGCAGCUGUGAAAAAAGCCUUGGAAAUUGGUUAUCGUCAUUUAGAUUGUGCUUAUUUCUACGCUAACGAAGCAGAAAUCGGUGAAGCGUUGGAGGAAUCAAUGAAGGAACUCAAUUUAAAAAGGGAAGAUAUUUUUAUCACUUCUAAGUUAUGGAAUACAUUUUUCCGUCCGGAAAACGUGAGAAAAGGAUGUGAAGAAACUUUGAAGAAUUUACGUCUAAAGUAUUUAGAUUUGUUUCUGGUUCAUUGGCCGGUUCCAUUUGAACCUGGUAAAGGAUGUUUACCUACAGAAGAAGAUGGAAAGUUUUGUUUAGAUAAUGUGCCCCAUGAAGAAACAUGGAAGGAAAUGGAGAAAUUAGUCGAUGAUGGUUUAGUAAAAUCUAUUGGCCUUUCAAAUUUCAAUAAACGACAAAUUGAAAACAUCCUUAAGCAUUGCCGAAUUAAACCAGUCAAUUUGCAGAUUGAAAUUCAUGCCAACUUUCCAAAUAUUAAAUUGGUUGAAUAUGCACAAUCAAUUGGUUUGACGGUGACUGCCUAUGCACCUUUGGGUUCACCUACGGGUUUCCCGGGAAAAACUGAUCUGCUUACAGAACCAUGGGUUGUGGCAAUCGCUGAACGUCACAAAAAGACCCCAGCUCAAGUUCUUAUACGUUACUUGGUUCAAAGGAAUCUUAUAGUAGUUCCUAAGUCUGUAACACCGAAAAGAAUUGAAGAAAACUUCCAGAUAUUCGAUUUUCAACUAUCCGAUGAAGAAAUGCAUGAUUUAAAUACUAAAGGUUUGAAUGACCGCCAGUUCAAAUUGUUACAAAUGAGUGAUCAUCCUGAAUAUCCAUUCAAUGAUGAAUAUUAA
Trichobilharzia regenti is the source of this 933-nucleotide messenger RNA. The record is from the annotation of a GenBank genome assembly. NCBI's taxonomy places the organism in Eukaryota, Metazoa, Platyhelminthes, Trematoda, Strigeidida, Schistosomatidae.